GAAGAAUAAUCCUUUUAUUCAUUUAUAGUCAAAAUUAUAAAUUGCUCUUAAAUCUGUACAGAAAUGUGUCAGCCGAUCUGGCAUCUAGAGCACACAUCUAAUAAUCCCCAUCUUGGUUAGCAUCGCUGUCACUUAGUGGUGCCGACCCCAUUAUCAAGGAUCGAAGCAGGGCCCUCGAUCGGGAUCGAGGAGGACUUCAUCACACCGAUGAAGAAGGUAGAAAGAGGUGACUCCACUCUUCAUGCUCAUCGGCUCACCUGAAAGCUAAUGAAAAUGCUAGUAUUGCCAUCCAAUUGGGUGGAGAACAAAUCUUGUCCUCUAGAUGAGGUUGUGAACACCUCGUACGGUGAUCUUCUCAGGCUGGUUUAUGACAUCACUAUCCUCAGUGAGGGUCUCAUAAGAUUCAACCGGGUGAAACAAAAACUUGAGGGGAAACCUCCAAGCUGCUGAGGCCUAAACAAAAGCUGUCGAGGAGGCCAAAAAGGCAUCCGAAGAGGCCAAGAAGACAGUCGAGGAGGCAUCUCAGGCCAAAUCCGAACUCCUAGCGGCUCAGGAGAGGAUCGAGGCACUUGAAGGCUUCAUUGCUAUGGUGCGCAGUGUUGUUGAGAUGUGGCAGCAUAAGACUACCAAGCUCAAGGAGGCUUUGGAGCUUGGUGAGGCAACAAUCAAAGCUAUUGAAGACAAGGUGAAGCUCGUCGAGUCUCGGGUGGAGAUUGAGAAGUCAAAGGCGAUAGUUGAGGCCAAGUUGAAGGCUAUAGAUGACUUCAAAGCUUCAUCGAAUUUUGAGGCUGAGGUCAUGGAGGGGUCCACGGUUGUGUACAUGUAUAGGUUCCAAGCUUGCAAGGCUCUGGUCGCUCGAUUAUUUUCUAAAGUCGAUGUCGGUCGGCUUAACCCAGAAGCCAACAAAGGUGAGGCUGAGGAGGAUGAUCAAAAUGUCCAGGCCGCCCUAGCUAUCAAGGUCCCUAUCGUGCCUGUGAUCGAGCCCAUUACUAAGCCCGUGGUUGAGGAUACUGCUGCUGCAAUCAAUUCCAAUGCCGAAGUAAUGGUCGAGCAAGCUACUGAGGCCUUAGUUGUGGAUAUUGAAAAUCCUUGACUUGUAUUUUUGCUUUCGAUCUUUAAGUAAUGAAAUGAACUUCUUCAUAUUCUGAUGUUUUUCUUGUUUCGACCAUGUACUAACUUGAUAAAUUUUUCGAACUGGUGUUGAAGUAAAGUUUGCCAACUCGAAUAGUAGUCCGAGGUCAAUGUCCUUGGCAAAAAUCCGAAGUAGAUUUUAUUGCCUGUCCAGAUCGGCUUACAAUGAUCUGGGAUUGUAUCUUUGACCGAGGUUGCUUUAUCUGAAGUUGAUCUAAGGACAAUCCUGGAUAGAGAGUUUUGCUAAGUCAAUAGCAUCAUUCUCAUCCGAUCAUUUGAUAUGUAAUAGGAAUGCUCUCGAUGCAUAAUCUUACGGAGGUCCUAACUUGGAUUAGGAUAUCUUCUUAUCAUCGAUACUUAGCCGAACACUAAUUUGGAGGUCUCAGUUGGAG
Elaeis guineensis (African oil palm) is the source of this 1523-nucleotide messenger RNA. Lineage: Eukaryota; Viridiplantae; Streptophyta; Magnoliopsida; Arecales; Arecaceae. The record is from RefSeq and is a predicted model, not a curated record.